AUGAAUAAAAAUCGUUUUUUUGCAGACGGAAAUUCUUCGUCAAGCGAAGAAAGCAGUGAUAAUGAACAACAAAUAAAAGUUCAAACAAAAAAAUCUUUUGCAAAGUCAUAUUUUAUUACCAAUGAUAGUAAUGAAGAAAAUGUUAAACGUAUCGUUCGAAGUGAAAAAGAUAAACGAUACGACGAAAUAGAAGAAUAUAUUAAAAAAAUUAAACAAGUCAUACGCAUACGUGAUCUUAAUCAAGUUUACGAAUGUUUUGGAAAUUUAAUCAAAGCAUAUGAUAAAGCUCGUCGAGUAAUUGAAAAAGAACAAACAAUACCACGAUUUUAUAUAAAAAUAUUAGCGCAACUUGAAGAUUUUCUUAGUGAAUGUUGGAAUAAUAGAGAUGAGUGUAAACAAUUCAAUAAAAAGAAUUCAAAUAAUUUGAAAAAACUUCGUCAAAAAUUUCAUCAAUAUGUACAAAUAGAAUCAUUGCAAAAUGAAAUAAAUCUAUAUCGUGAGAAACCAAAUGAUGAUCAAUUAGUUGAAAUCAAUGUGACUUCAUCAAAUGAUGAAGAUCAACAAAAUAAUGAUAAUGAAGGUGAUUCAAGUGACGAGUUUUCCAGCAAAAGCAAUGAUAAUUCAAUUGAUAAUGAAUUAUUGAUUGAAAAAAAAGAAACUGAUAUGUAUGUUUAUUUUCAAAGACGAAAAACUGACAGUCAAAAUAAAACUACUACUAAACGACGAGCAGAAGAACGUAAACAUAUUCAACGUACUAAUGUAGAAAGCUUAGAAGAACCAAAGUUUACAGAAGAAAUUCCUAAACUUGAAAAAUUUGAUAAUGAUGAAGAAAUUUCAUAUGAAGAUAUUUUAAAAAAAUUAAAUGAAAUUCUUUCUAUACGUGGUAAACGUUCUACAAAUUAUCAUGAUCAAUUAGAAUACUUGAAUCAUCUUCGACAAUAUGUUAAAAAACGAAAUUUAACUGUUGAAAUUGAUAUUAAAAUUUUAUUAAUACAAAUUAUAAUUAGUUUCGAUUAUCAUCAAAAAGAAAACAAUUAUUUAAAUAUCCUUGAUUAUACUGAUGAAUUAGUAACAUUAAUAUCCGACAAUGAUCAUAUAGAUAUCAGUGAAUAUCUAAAGGAAGAAUCGAUAUUGUAUAAUCUUCAUGAUGAUGUAAUAACUAUUAUUCUUAAAAUAAAUGAUGAAUUUACAAAACUUUUACGAAAUAUUGAUCAUCAUAGUCAAAACUAUAUCGAACGAUUGAAAGAUGAAUUUCGUAUUUGCUCAAUAAUUAAUCGAUUAAAAAUUUAUUUCGAAUUAAAAUCUCAUGAUAAUAAUAAAAUUAUUCAAUCAGAACAUUUAUGUAAGAUUUAUUUAUGUUUUAUUGAACAUAUUUAUUAUAAAUAUGAUAAAACAUUUGAUCAAUCUUCUAUUGUAUUAAUGAAUCAUUUAUGUAAAUAUAUUUAUACGAAUGAAAAAUUAAAUCAUGUACAUACACAAGCAAAUCUUUAUCAUAUUUAUCAUUCAUCAUUACAUGAUCAUUAUAAUGAAGCACGUAAUUUAAUGUUAAUGAGUCACAUACAAGAAACAAUUCAUUUUUCAAAUAUUUCUACACAAAUUUUAUAUAAUCGAACAAUGGUUCAAUUAGGUUUAUGUGCAUUUCGUUUUGGUGAAGUACAUGAAGCACAUCAAAUAUUAAUGAAUUUACAACCAGGAAAUCGUAUGAAAGAAUUAUUAGGACAAAAUAUUCAUAUAAUGAAUACUUCUGAAAUCAAAGAACAACAACAUUUAUUACCAUAUCAUAUGCAUAUUAAUUUACAAUUAAUUGAAUGUAUUUAUUUAAUAUCAGCUAUGCUUAUUGAAAUUCCAUCUAUACGUAAACAAUCAAUUAGUAAACAUUAUCGUAUUGUAAUGUGUCAAGGUGAAAAACAACUCACUUUUGAAUCAAUGGAGACAAUGCGUGAACAUAUUCUUGCAGCUAGUCAUGCAUUAAAAGUAGCUGACUGGAAUACAUGUGUCAAUUAUUUAAUUAAUGAUAAAAUGAAUAAACAAAUAUGGAAUUUAAUGCCGCAAGGAAUAAAAAUAUUCGAAAUGCUUAUAAAUAAAAUAAAAGAAGAAUCAUUACGUAUUUAUUUAUUUACUAAUGCUACGAUAUUCGAUUCUAUUUCAAUACCAAGCUUAGCUGAUAUAUUUGAAUUAUCAAUUAAACAAGUGUAUGAAAUUAUUUGUAAGAUGAUUAUCAAUGAAGAAUUGAUGGCUUCAAUAGAAGAUUUAAAUCAAAUUGUUAUUCUAAAUCAAAACAGAUCGUCACAAAUACAAAUUCUUUCAGCUGAAUUAAUGGAAAAAAUCUUUCAACUAUAUGAACAAAAUCAAAAGUUGAAUCAUUUUUAUUCACGAUCAAGUCGACAACUUUUAAAAUAG
Molecule: messenger RNA, 2400 nt
Organism: Rotaria sp. Silwood2
Lineage: Eukaryota; Metazoa; Rotifera; Eurotatoria; Philodinida; Philodinidae
Source: the annotation of a GenBank genome assembly